UUUUCUUUUUCAAGGGGAAUCGGCUCGUUUGAAAGAGAGGAGGCUCCGCUUUGGCCAUGCUCCGAUCCUGGGCACUCGUGGCCCUCUUCUUAGCCCUUGCAACUGGAAAGAAAAUAUGGGAUGCCCCCAGAGCACACAUCAGCCAGCUAGGCUCAGAAAAAGUAUGGUGGGAGCUUCAGUGCCAGUUCCAAUUGCGCCACCUUCAGGACGGUGCGAGAAUUUCAGCUGUUCUACGGCCACAAUUAGAAGGUCAUUGGAUCUCAACAGGGUGUGAAGUGCGCCCAGGACCUGAAUUCCUGACUCGGUCAUAUAUGUUCUUUGCCAACCGCCUCUUCAAAGCCUAUCAGUUUUACUACCGCGACCCUUCCUGUAGAGAGCCCACCUACUCUCUGGUCAUCAAAGGGAAAAUCAGGCUCCGGCAGGCAUCCUGGAUCACCCUAGGGGCUACAGAAGCAGAUUAUCACCUUCAUAAAGUUGGCAUUGUCUUCUACAGCCAGAGGGCCAUGCAGGAAACGGUUGCCCGCCUCAACCAAACAGGAGUGCGUUGCAGUGGAUUUUUGCCAGCUGGACGGGCUUGGGCUCCGGGUGCCCUCUACGAGCUUCUGAGUGCUAAAGGGGAAGAGGACUGCACCCCUGGCCUUGGCUUUGCCAUGCAUGAGCUUAGCCUGGUACGAGUGGAGAAGUAUCACCAGCCCUUGCUCCUCCAGCACAACCAGGGGAGCAGGCAGGUGGAGGAGCUGUAUCUUGGAGACAUUCACACUGAAUGGUCAGAGAGGCUUCAGUAUCGGCCUACAGGAUAUCAGCGCCCACUGCAGAAUGCCAUGCACCACAUUCAUCCUUGCCCUGCUUGUGGGGUGAUAUACAGAGCUGACGAACAUAACCCGCCCGUAUUACCAGCCAGACCUGAGCUUCCGAUGCUGUUGAGCGGCCACUGGGUCAGCUCUCGCUGCGAAGUCCGCCCAGCAGUGCUUUUCCUUACCAGGUACUUUAUCUUCCAUGCCAACAACCGCAGCUGGGAAGGCUACUAUCACCACUACUCUGACCCUCUCUGCAAGCAACCAACUUUCACCGUCUAUGCCUUGGGUCAUUACAACGAGGGAGCCCCUUCCCGCAUCGUGAGAGGAGGCACCGAGCUGGUCUUCAAGGUGACACAUGCUCGGGUGACACCUAUGGAUCAGGUCACUGCGUCCAUGCUGAACUCCUCUGAUUUUGGGAGCUGUGGAGAGGCUGGAUCUUGGCACAUGGGGCAGGAGCUAGAUGUGACCCACACCAAUGGAUGCGCAGCCCUAGGUAUUAAACUCCCCCACGCCGAGUAUGAACUCUUCCGCCUCGAACGAGAUGGAAAAGACCGGAGCCUGCUGUUUAUUGGUGAGAGACCAACUGAUGGCUCAAGUCCUAACACUCUCGAUAAGCGGCCCACGUCUUACCAGUCUCCUCUUCUCCAGUGUGGUGGGCCCUCGGGAACUUUGGCAAGAUAUAGCAUGCCACACGAUCCAAAAAGAUUAAGUGCCCAAGCAAAUCAUGGAGCUCCAAAGACUCCCUUAUCUCUGCUGGUGUUUCUAGCUACAUUGCUGGCCAACUGGGAUUAAAAGCUUGCUGAUGGAGCAGCAGAAAAUGCAGAUAACCUUAGCCUUCAGGCUUUGUGUAGUCCAAUCAAAAAAUAAGCACAGAGGCGUUUUUUUCCACAGGUUGCAAAAAAUUAUGUUUCCUUGCCUAUGUUUUCCGUUGCCGUGCUCGCUUACAUACACCUGUAAAUUGGUUUUCUUGAUUUUUGAAGUGGAAAAUCACUCACUUUUCAUCAGGUGACUCAAUGCACACACAACUGCCUGUUUCUGAAGCAGUGUUUCUCAAUCUCAGAAAUUUUAAGAUACAAGGACUUCAAUUCCCACAAUUCAAUUCAGCUGGGUGGAGAACUCUGGGAGUUGAAGUCCGCACAUCUUCAGGUCCCUAAGUUGAGAAACACUGUUCUUGAAGGGCCCAAAAAGAUAGAAAAGGUUUUUUUUUUCCACCCUCCUUCGAAGACAUCUCAUUGUUUAAACUUCUGUUGUUCAUUGAAGAAAUAUUUCACUAAAUAUUCACUAAAUUUUCUUCUUGACGUUGCUUCGUAUUAAUUUUACUGAUAUGCAACCAACACUUUUUACAAUGCAAAAGGUUAUCCUUGUUCAAAUAAUAAAGGAUGAGAGAAAUUGAAUUUUAGGUGCUAUAAGAACGAACUGUGUGACAUAAUGCUCGCCUAAAUUAAGAGCCUUAGUGAGAAGGUUGUUUGCCAGGGUGGAUGGUCCAUUUUAGCAAGGGGAAAACACCUUUCUUGGUAGACCAAAUACAUAAGGAUGAUGAUGUCCCAUAAUUGUUCUGUUAAGCAGCUUUAAAUUAUCUUUGAAAUAAAAAAUGUAUGGUUUUCAGUCCUCAGGGAGAAUAAGCUAAAAAUAAGAAAAAAGAAAGAUUUGUCAGCAAGGUCACAAUUUGUGGAUGCCAACUUAUUUAAAAAGUUUUGUAUUGUGCUGAGCAUGUUGCUUACGGUAAGGCUAAGCGUAGUGCUUAUGGAAGGGGGAUGAAACCCUCACCUCGGAUUCUGUCAACCAUGAUGUGUGUGCAUGGUAUCUGCAGAGGUUGAAAAAAUGCCAAGAUGGUGGUCAUGAUCAAACCUGUUCAUUUUCCUUGGGUGGUCAGCAUUGCAGGCACAUACAGGUAAUUCUCGACUUACAACAGUUCACUUAGUGACCAAAGUUACAAGGAGACUGAAAAAAGUUGACUUGCAACUUAUGACACUUAUGACUGUUGCAGCAUCCCCAUGGUCACGUGAUCAAAAUUCAGGUGCUUGGCAACUGACUCAUAGUUAUGAUGGUGGUAGAGUCCUGUGGUCACCUUUUGUACCCUUCUGAUAAGCAAAGUCAAUGGGGAAGCCUGAUUCACUUAACAGCCAUAUUACUAGCUUAGCAAACUGCAGCGAUUUGCUUAAACAACGGUGGCAAGAAAGGUCGUAAAAAUG
Messenger RNA from Notechis scutatus (mainland tiger snake), 2989 nucleotides. RefSeq names its product APC down-regulated 1 like (gene APCDD1L). Gene Ontology annotation, biological process: negative regulation of Wnt signaling pathway. NCBI's taxonomy places the organism in Eukaryota, Metazoa, Chordata, Lepidosauria, Squamata, Elapidae. Gene Ontology annotation, molecular function: Wnt-protein binding. Gene Ontology annotation, cellular component: plasma membrane. The record is from RefSeq and is a predicted model, not a curated record.